AUGGAGACAGUGGAGAAAUUUAACAAGGUCGAAAAGCCACAGUGCUGCAAGUUCAGAAUCAGACUGGAGACUAAUGGUAAUAGGCAAGCCGAACUCCUCAACUCCUAUUACACUUCUGCCAUUAUAGACAAGGAGGUCGAUCUUCAGCCCAGGAAGAGUAGAGCUAAGACUUGUAAGAGGAAAUUGAAACUCAAGAUAGACUAUAUACUUGACAUUGUUUGGUUUGACUUGGCAUGUACUGUUUAUUAUGCAGCGUCUGUGGAGGCUUCUGGUGAAAUUGCAUUAUGCAAGACUGGAUUUCCUGAAGAUGUUUACAGUGCAGUCUUACCGAAGGAUGUGCACAAAGGACAGCCUCUUCUCAAUGUGAAAUUCAGCAACUGCAAUCGAAAAAGGAAAGUUCAGUAUGAGAGCAGCGAGCCAGCAGAUUUCAAGGUGGAUGAGGACGGCACGGUGUAUGCUGUGAGAAGCUUCCCUCUUACCGCAGAGCAGGCAAAGUUCCUGAUAUAUGCCCAAGACAAAGAGACCCAGGAAAAGUGGCAGGUAGCCGUAAACCUGAGCCUGGAGCCAACCCUCACUGAAGAGCCUGCGAAGGACCCACAUGAAAUCGAAGAAAUAGUAUUCCCCAGACAACUCGCCAAGCACAGUGGUUCCCUCCAAAGGCAGAAGAGAGACUGGGUCAUCCCGCCAAUCAACUUGCCAGAAAACUCCAGAGGACCCUUUCCUCAAGAACUUGUCAGGAUCAGAUCAGAUAGAGAUAAAAAUCUGUCCCUGAGGUACAGUGUCACUGGGCCAGGAGCUGACCAGCCUCCGACGGGCAUCUUCAUUAUCAACCCCAUCUCAGGACAGCUGUCUGUCACCAAGCCUCUGGAUCGCGAGCUGAUAGCACGGUUUCAUUUGAGGGCACAUGCAGUGGACAUCAAUGGCAAUCAAGUGGAGAACCCCAUCGACAUUGUCAUCAAUGUCAUUGACAUGAAUGACAACAGACCUGAAUUUCUGCACCAGGUUUGGAAUGGGUCUGUUCCUGAGGGAUCAAAGCCUGGGACAUAUGUGAUGACGGUCACUGCUAUUGAUGCAGAUGACCCAAAUGCCCAGAAUGGGAUGCUGAGGUACAGGAUCCUGUCCCAGGCUCCCAGCACGCCUUCACCCAACAUGUUUACAAUCAACAAUGAGACUGGGGAUAUCAUCACUGUGGCAGCUGGUCUGGAUCGAGAGAAAGUGCAACAGUAUACGUUAAUAAUUCAGGCCACAGACAUGGAAGGCAAUCCCACUUACGGCCUUUCAAACACAGCCACGGCGGUCAUCACAGUGACAGAUGUCAAUGACAAUCCUCCGGAGUUUAUGGCCAUGACGUUCUACGGCGAAGUCCCUGAGAACAGAGUGGAUGUCAUUGUAGCCAACCUGACCGUCACUGACAAAGAUCAGCCCCACACACCAGCUUGGAAUGCGGUCUACAGAAUCAGCGGUGGAGACCCUACGGGGAGAUUUGCCAUCCAGACAGACCCCAACAGCAACGAUGGGCUGGUCACUGUGGUAAAACCAAUUGACUUUGAAACGAAUAGGAUGUUUGUCCUUACUGUAGCUGCAGAAAACCAAGUGCCAUUAGCGAAGGGAAUUCAGCACCCACCCCAGUCGACAGCUACUGUGUCUGUGACAGUUAUUGAUGUCAAUGAAAACCCUUAUUUUGCCCCAAAUCCCAAAAUCAUUCGCCAAGAAGAAGGCCUCCACGCCGGUACCAUGCUGACCACACUCACGGCUCAGGACCCCGAUCGAUAUAUGCAGCAGAGUAUCAGGUACACAAAAUUAUCUGACCCUGCCAAUUGGCUGAAAAUAGAUCCUGUGAAUGGGCAGAUCACUACAAUUGCUGUUUUGGAUAGAGAAUCACCAAAUGUAAAAAACAACAUAUAUAAUGCUACCUUCCUUGCUUCUGACAAUGGCAUCCCUCCGAUGAGUGGAACAGGAACACUACAAAUCUACUUACUUGAUAUCAAUGACAACGCCCCUCAGGUGUUACCUCAAGAGGCUGAGACUUGUGAAACUCCAGAACCCAAUUCAAUUAACAUCACAGCACUUGAUUAUGACAUCGAUCCAAAUGCUGGGCCAUUUGCUUUUGAUCUUCCUUUAUCUCCGGUGACUAUUAAAAGAAACUGGACCAUAACCCGGCUUAAUGGUGAUUUUGCUCAACUCAAUUUGAAGAUAAAGUUUUUGGAAGCUGGUAUCUAUGAAGUUCCCAUCAUCAUCACAGAUUCAGGGAAUCCUCCCAAGUCCAAUAUUUCCAUCCUGCGUGUGAAGGUUUGCCAGUGUGACUCCAAUGGAGACUGCACAGAUGUGGACCGGAUUGUGGGGGCAGGGCUCGGCACUGGCGCCAUCAUCGCGAUUCUGCUUUGUAUCAUCAUCCUGCUGAUCCUUGUCCUCAUGUUUGUGGUAUGGAUGAAACGCCGGGAUAAAGAGCGCCAGGCCAAGCAGCUUUUAAUUGACCCAGAAGAUGAUGUAAGAGAUAAUAUUUUGAAAUAUGAUGAAGAAGGUGGAGGAGAAGAAGACCAGGACUAUGACUUGAGCCAGCUCCAGCAACCAGAUACUGUAGAGCCUGAUGCCAUCAAGCCUGUGGGGAUCAGACGGCUAGACGAGAGGCCCAUCCAUGCCGAGCCACAGUACCCUGUCCGAUCUGCAGCCCCACACCCUGGGGACAUUGGGGACUUCAUCAAUGAGGGCCUUAAAGCUGCUGACAACGACCCCACAGCUCCGCCGUACGACUCGCUCUUGGUCUUCGAUUACGAGGGCAGCGGCUCCACGGCCGGCUCCUUGAGCUCUCUCAACUCCUCCAGUAGCGGCGGGGACCAGGACUAUGACUACCUGAAUGACUGGGGACCCCGCUUCAAGAAGCUGGCCGACAUGUACGGUGGCGGCGACGACUGACCGACCGGCAGGACGGGACGGACUUGGCUUUUGGACAAGUACGAACAGUUUCACCUGAUAUUCCCAAAAAGCAUACAGAAGCUAGGCUUUAACUCUGUAGUCACUAGCACCGUGCUUGCUGGAGGCUUUGGCGUAGGCUGCGAACCAGUUUGGGCUCCCAGGGAAUAUCAGUGAUCCGAUACUGUCAGCUACACUUGAAUUUUACAGUACAGAAGCACUGGGAUUUUAUGUGCCUUUUUGUACCUUUUUCAGAUUGGAAUUAGUUUUCUGUUUAAGGCUUUAAUGGUACUGAUUUCUGAAACAAUAAGGAAAAGACAAAAUAUUUUGUGGCGGGAGCAGAAAGUUAAACGUGAUAUGCUUCAA
Messenger RNA from Peromyscus eremicus (cactus mouse), 3276 nucleotides. RefSeq names its product cadherin 2 (gene Cdh2). Gene Ontology annotation, cellular component: postsynaptic density; intercalated disc; adherens junction. The coding region runs from base 1 to 2913 and encodes 970 amino acids. The record is from RefSeq and is a predicted model, not a curated record. Gene Ontology annotation, biological process: synapse assembly; brain development; homophilic cell-cell adhesion. Lineage: Eukaryota; Metazoa; Chordata; Mammalia; Rodentia; Cricetidae. Gene Ontology annotation, molecular function: calcium ion binding; cadherin binding. The transcript has 17 exons.